This is a messenger RNA of Ilyonectria robusta, 2698 nucleotides long. RefSeq names its product survival protein sure-like phosphatase/nucleotidase. The record is from RefSeq and is a predicted model, not a curated record. Gene Ontology annotation, biological process: protein modification process. Gene Ontology annotation, cellular component: P-body. Lineage: Eukaryota; Fungi; Ascomycota; Sordariomycetes; Hypocreales; Nectriaceae. Bases 197 to 2533 code for a protein of 778 amino acids. Gene Ontology annotation, molecular function: hydrolase activity. The transcript has 3 exons.
GCGAUUUGACCUUCCGAUCCGACUACGCCGGAGUUUUAUCGCUGACGGCCCAACCUUGUCUUCUCCAAGCUGCAUCUGCUUCGUUCGAAUCUCCAGCUUCCUGAAGAGUUUCUCACCUGCCAGGUCUAAACGCUCUCCAUCCCUCCCUCUGGUCUCUGUCGCUCGUUCGCCUACCCUAAACUCGAGCACCUUCAAGAUGCAUAUUCUCGUUACCAACGACGACGGGCCACCAUCGCCUCACUCGUCGCCUUAUGUCCAUUGCCUCAUCAAAAAGCUCCAGGAGGCUGGUCACAUCGUAUCUGUAUGUGUGCCUCACACCCAGCGUUCAUGGAUCGGCAAGGCGCACAUGAUUGGGCAGACUCUCAAGCCUUUGUACUACCGACCUUCCGCCAACAUCCACGGCGAGGACUCUGAGGGCACCACCCACCACCGGCCUUCACCCUCGGGGGAUGUCGAGGAGUGGAUUCUCAUUGACGGAACCCCCGCUUCUUGCGUCCAGAUUGGCCUUCACCACUUCUUCCAGGAGCGUGGUCCUGUUGAUCUCGUUGUCAGUGGCCCCAACUAUGGUCGAAAUACCACGGCUGUAUUUGCCCUGAGCUCCGGAACCCUGGGCGCCGCAUUGGAGGCUGCUGUCUGCCAGCACAAGGCCAUCGCUCUUAGCUUUGCCUUCUUCUCGCGGAAUCACGACCCCGUCAUCAUUGAGGCUGCCUGCCGGCACAGCGUGAAGGUCGUUGAGGCGCUCUAUAAGCAGUGGCCGACGGAUGGUAGCGCGGACCUCUACAGCGUCAACGUUCCCCUUGUCGAAGGCAUUGAGAGUCACAAGACCAUCUGGACCAAUGUGCUGCAGAACUACUGGCGAGAGGGUGGCUGUUUUCAAGAGAUUGAGGGCGAAUCCGGUGAUGAGAAGGAGGAAGAGGAGAGGAUACGAGAGGGCAUGGAUGGGGAAGUGAAUGAUGGAGGCAAGUCAGGCGAGGCGAGAAAGGGACAUGUCCACAAGCACUUCAAGUGGGCGCCUAAGUUCACCGACGUUUACAAGAGCGUGGAGGAGUCCCAGCCUGGCAAUGACGGAUGGACCGUUAAGGAAGGACAAACGAGCGUCACUCCUCUGAAGGCAAACUUCAUGCAUGGACCUGGCGAGUUCAACCAGAAAGAGCUAGAACUUCCAAGUCAGUCAGUGGAGGCAAACGGCUCCAAGAGAAAAGUUGAGAUCCCCCUGCGGUUGAAGGGAGAUGAAGCUGGAAAAGCCCCUGUCCAGGCCAUCAUCUCUUACGAAGACUCCUAUGUCCAACCCCUGAUCCUCUCAGCCAUGAAUUCACUAUUCCCAAAUAACCUGGUCAACAUUAUCACCGACUUGCCAGCGUCCGACGACGGUAUCGUUGUCUCGCGAAUGUUCCCCUCCUCGGAUACGAAGGUGCUGCAGAUAACGGCCUAUGAGUCCAUCGACUUCGAAUAUGCAGGCAGCCACGAGAAGACGUCGCUCAUCAACAGCUACAUGAUCCGAAAAGCGCUGAUCCGAAAGCACUAUCUCUCGACAACCGUCGACCACUGGGUGGCCAAGAACCCCACUUCCGUCCUAAAGGAUCACAUCAAGCGCAGCGAAGCCUUCGAGGUUGAUUACGCCGAGUUCCUCGACGAUGCUUUAGUUGAGGCCUUUGAUCUCCGAGAAAGCAUGGACCGAAACGAGGCACUAACUGACGAAGAAGCCGCUGCGAAGGAGUGGUGGAUCUUGAAGCCUGGCAUGAGUGACCGAGGACAGGGCAUCCGACUGUUCAGCUCAAUGGACGAGCUUCAGGCCAUAUUUGACGGUUGGGAGGAGGAUCGUCCUGAUAGCGACGACGAGGAUGAUGCGGACAGGGGUGAUGCCUCUAAUAAGGUCGACGACGAUGAUGGAGACUACAUCACGACUUCACAUCUGAGACAUUUCGUGGCCCAGCCGUAUAUUCACCCACCUCUGCUCUUGGAGGACAACAACCGCAAGUUCCACAUUCGAACAUAUGUCCUCUGCACCGGCAGUCUCAACGUCUGGGUCUACAAACACAUGCUUGCUCUCUUCGCCGGAAAGCCCUACGCAGCACCGGCCGACGCCCCGGACGACAUCGAAGCCUUCCUCACCAACACCUGUCUACAGGACUCGCCGAACGAGAACACAGUCCGCCGCUUCUGGGACCUACCGUUGCCGGCGGCCACGCGUGACGACAUCUUCCGCCAGAUCUGCGAGGUCACUGGCGAGGUCUUCGAAGGCGCGGCGAAGGCUAUGCCUGUGCAUUUCCAGACGAUGCCCAAUGCGUUUGAGGUGUUUGGAUUGGACUUCCUCGUCGACACGAAAGGGGUUGCAUGGCUUCUCGAGGUGAAUGCGUUCCCAGACUUCAAGCAGACCGGAGGGGACUUGCAGGAUAUUGUGGCCGGCUUCUGGAAGGGGGUUCUAAGGCAUGGUGUUGCGCCAUUCUUUGGUAUCGAAUCGAAUUCUCUGAAGGACCAGGAGGGCGCCGAGGGCAUGGUUUCUGUCAGAAGAGUUGACCUGGGCAGAGGAUAGAGGUUUGCUACAAUGCUUGGGGAGUACCAUGACUGGGCAAAAGGUCAACAUGGGUUAUAGGGUAUGGAGGCCGGUUUGCACAUGAAUAAGGAUCGUAGAAACUACGGUAGGGUUCGUCAAAAGUCAACUGUUUACAUCGAAAAGCCAAGGGAAUGUGUCUUCUCA